Molecule: messenger RNA, 490 nt
Organism: Fundulus heteroclitus (mummichog)
Lineage: Eukaryota; Metazoa; Chordata; Actinopteri; Cyprinodontiformes; Fundulidae
Product: lithostathine-like
Exons: 3
Coding region: 4-474 (156 amino acids)
Source: RefSeq, a predicted model, not a curated record
GACAUGGCUACAGUGAGGAGCAGCACAGAGAACCAGAUGGCCAUGACCUUGGUACCUGCUGACAACCGUUCCUGGAUUGGCCUGUUUAAUGAUGGGAGAUUUUACUGGUCUGAUGGAAGCUCUGUCCUCUUCGAAAACUGGGAUAAUGGUUAUAAUCCAAUUGGCUCAAUGACAGUCGUAUGUGGUGUUACAUCUAUUGACAACUCAGGAAAAUUCAACUUUUUCUCCUGUGAAACAAAACUACCGUUUGUCUGCUACAGCAUUUAUUCACCAAAGAAGCAGGUUGUAAAGAUGAUACUGGAAACAAAGGACUCUGUGGAUCUGAAUGACCCUGUUCUUAAAGCAAACAUCUUGAAAAAGCUGCAGGAUAGACUUGAGGAGCACAGAGUGACCGGAGUCACACUUAAAUGGAAGGAGCAUCCUGGUGGGGAAGUUUUCAGGAAGGAGAAGAACCUAAAGAAGACUGACCUCUGAAAUAGUUUUUUUUAAU